CAGUGCAUAGAGCGCGGUGCACGGUGCUCAGUGCAGGGUGCACGGGGUGGUGCCAGGCGCACGGCGCACGGUGCUCAGUGCGGGGUGUUCAGUAUAUGGCACUCGGGGAGCAGCGUGAACGAGGUGGUGGUGCAGGGCGCUCAGUACAUGGUGCUCGGUGCAGGACGCUCAGUGCACGGCAUUCAGCACAGGAUGCUCAGUGCAGGCUGCUUAGUGCAGGAUGCUCAGUGAGCAGUGUGCACAAGGCGGUGGUGCAGGGUGCUCACUGCAGGGCGCUCAGUGCACGCAGUGCUGCAGUGUGCACAAGGCAGUGCAUGAUUCUCAGUGCAGGGCACUCCAUGUAGGUUUUUGCUCCCUGCCCAGAGGCACGCUGCUCUGCCUCUGCUUUCCCCCAGGGCACUCUUAGGGUGCCCUGCUCUCACCCUCCCAUCCCUGUGCAUUGCAGACAGCAGGCUGCUGUGUGCACAUCCCAGGAGAUUGGAGCAUCUGCCAAAGAACUCAUCUGUAUGAGUGAGCUCCCAUGCCCUGAUGCUUUAUGGUGCCACCGCCAUGCCCUGAGCCUGUGCUCAGCAGUGCCUUUGGGGCAGGAAUAUCUCUAGUGUUGCAUCACUGGGAAAUAAAAUAUUUUUAUUAUGUUUCUUAAGCAAAUUUGAGGUUUUGGGGUUUCUCUUGCAGAAACAACCUUUACUUUGCAAAGCCAUGAUCUUUGUGCAUGCGGGAAUGGAGCUCGUUAACACUUAUGCUUUGGCAUGCGGAUUUGAAAAUACUGUUUUGAAGAUGGGGAGUGUUUUUUCUAGCAGUACCUUUGAUGUUUUUUUUCUCCCUGUUGCAUGGCACGCUCUGACCACCCACGCUCGUGGUGAGUCUUUUGUUCUGCUCCAUUUGUGCAUAGGCACGCAGAGGGCUGCCACUAGGACAUGGGAACAGAGGCAAAAGGGUAGCAUAUAGCACAUCAGGGCCUUUCCUCCUCCCUGGCCAAGCUGGCUGCAGGUUGCUGGGGUUGGUGCUGCCUUUCAGUAGCUCUGCCACAACCGCAGCGUUGCUUGGUCUAUUUGGGGAUUUUCAAAGGCCCUCGUGACCCACAAGUAGUCUGAAAUCCAUGUGUUUGUACCAGGGUUGGCUUCUGGUUCCUGUUACUGUGUCUGGCUUUGUGGCCCACAGCACAUCUUUAGUUUGAAUCAGCAAAAAAUGCUCUGCUCUGCGUGGUGCUGUUCUUGUCACGUGGGGACCUGAAAGUGACUGUUUGUGUUUUCCUGUGAAUGCCAUUGGUGCCCUUGAGCAGAACAGUUUUGUGCAUGUGGGCCCUGCCCUACACCUGGCUCCCUGCACCCUGCCAGCAAUCCUCCUGCAGUGCUGACCUGGGGCUGCACCCCUGGGUGCUGCUGCGUGCUGCUGGGUGCUGCCAGGUACUGCAACCCCAAGUGCUGCAGGAUAAGCGUUGCUGCUGUAGAAAGGUGCACAUGAGAUCCAUUGGCGUGGUUCUUGCUGACCACAGUUAUUGCUGUUCCUCCAUGAAGAUGCUCACAUUUCCUCAUCCCUCAUUAAGCCCAAGGAUCUGAGCUAAAACUUUCCAUGCCACACCUCUGUCAUUUCAGGAAUUCACUAGUAUCUAUUUCUGGGAAUGGUGUAAAGCAAAAUUAAUUUAGGAUCACAUCAUGCUUCUUACUGGUUCUGUCGCUUGUUUGCAAUAGUUUGCAAUGCUUCUCUGCUUUGAAGAAUGGGCCAGAGGCAGUUCUGUGUUGCAGACUGGGUGCUGCCUGUGUCCAGACACUGCUGUGACCAGGCGAUGGCACAGCACAGCCCUGUGCUGCAGCAGGAAGGAAGUCUGCAACUCUGUAUGUGUGUGUGCAUGUGUGUGUGUGUGUGUGUGUGCACAAUGUGUUUGUGAGGGUGAGAGCUGGAGGAGUUUCCGGAGCAGGGCAGCUGUUAAACCACUGCAGCACAGAGCUCUGAGAUGUGUGUGGGUGCUGCCCAGCGCCCUGCAGCCUUGUGCAGGGUAGAUCUUGCGGCUGAAGGAAAGGAGCAGGAAGUGUUGUGGGGAUGAAAGGCGAUGCAUGUGCUGCAGAUGAGCUCUGUUCCAUUGCAGCAUUGGUGCUGGGUGGAGUUUCCCUCUGGUUUCCCAUUAGUGCUGAUGCAGAGGGGCUGUGUGACGUCUGGUUGGGCAGGAAAGGAGGAGGAUCUGGGGUGGCUGGAAUAACAAUUAGUGUCUGUACUUGAAAUGUUCUCAAAAACAUCCUCCAGGGCUGGGACAGUGCCAUGCAUGCAAGAACAGCACUGUGCACACAGGGACACAGCUGUGGCCUCACCGGGACGCUGGCAGGAGCCCUGCAGUGAGCGUGGUGCCUGGGUUGCUCCAUGCAUGCAGGAUUGCUUAAUGCAGUGCAGAGCUGAGCUGCUGGGUGCUGGCAGUUCAGGGUUCAAUGCUGUGGCUGCAUGGAAGUGGUAACUGUUGUGACAGUGGGUGCUUGCAGCACUGGAGCUGGAUUUUGCCCCCGAACCAGCACCAGGAGGAUCUCAGCCACGUGCUUCGACAUUGCUGUGGGGCUGAGCUUUGCCCCACCAGCUGGGUGGGGGCUGCCUGUGAUCAGCGAACAAAUCAACCCAGUGAUUUUUCUUCCCCGCUAGGUGUUCUCACGGCCAUCUGCAUCUCAGCACGAAGCUUGGCUGGCAGCACCAUGAGCUGCAAGGGGCAGAUGCCCGCUGGGUUGAACGCUCUCUGGCUGAAAACUGAAGCGUGGUGACGCGGCGUGCAGUCCUUGCACAGCAGGACAGGAUGCGGGUCACCAUGCGGCGGGUGCUGCUGGCGGUGGGCUCGGUGGUGGCCCUGAUGGUGACGCUGCACCUCGGCCAGCAGGUCCUGGAGUGCCAGCAGGUGCUGAGCAAGAGGAGGCACAGGCUGAUGAGACCCGAGAAUGAAGAGCUGGUCAUGGUGGACUCCAACCACGUGGAGUACCGUUACAGCAAGGAGAUGCCCCUCAUCUUCAUCGGCGGUGUCCCCCGCAGCGGCACCACGCUGAUGAGGGCCAUGCUGGAUGCCCACCCAGAGGUGCGCUGCGGGGAGGAGACCCGCAUCAUCCCCCGCGUGCUGGCCAUGCGGCAGGCCUGGUCCAAGUCGGGGCGAGAGAAGAUGCGGCUGGACGAGGCCGGGGUGACGGACCAGGUGUUGGAUGCUGCCAUGCAGGCCUUUAUCCUGGAGGUGAUCGCCAAGCACGGCGAGCCGGCCAGGUAUCUGUGCAACAAGGACCCGUUCACCUUGAAGUCCUCUGUCUACCUGUCCAGGCUGUUUCCCAAUUCCAAGUUCCUCCUGAUGGUUCGAGACGGCCGUGCUUCGGUCCACUCCAUGAUCACAAGGAAGGUGACAAUCGCAGGCUUUGACCUGAACAGCUACCGGGACUGCCUGACCAAGUGGAACAAGGCCAUCGAGGUGAUGUACUCCCAGUGCCUGGAGAUCGGGCGCUCUCGCUGCCUGCCCGUCUACUACGAGCAGCUGGUGCUGCACCCCGAGCAGUCCAUGCAUGCCAUCAUGAAGUUCCUGGGUAUCUCCUGGAGUGACACCGUGCUGCACCAUGAGGAGCUCAUAGGGAAGCCUGGCGGAGUGUCUCUUUCCAAGAUAGAAAGAUCAACGGACCAGGUUAUCAAGCCAGUGAACAUGGAGGCAUUAUCUAAAUGGAUUGGACACAUUCCGGGGGAUGUACUGCAGGACAUGGCCCACAUAGCACCCAUGCUUGCCAGGCUUGGCUACGACCCGUAUGCCAAUCCACCCAACUACGGCCACCCAGAUCCACUUGUUGUCAACAACACGCACAGGGUUUUAAAGGGGGAUUAUAAAACGCCAGCCAACUUGAAAGGCCAUCUGCAGGUGACUCAGAACACGUCAUCUUCUCACUAAUUAAUGAUUUCCAGGCUGCUGCGAACGGCCCUGGGUGGCCCCACAAAAGAAGAGUUUGCAGUUGCAUCGGUGGAGAUCUGUUAUCCAAGCAUAUUGCUUGCUAAUAUUGCCAAAAUGACUGCCAUGCGAGGAAUGUAUUUGCAUUUAUUUGCAAAGGCCAAACGUCGUACACUUCGAUACCACUCGUCUCCCUUUGCUGGAUGCUCCGUGGUGAAAAAUCUGUGGACGUGAAGAUCGACUGAACCUUCAAAGUGCAUUGGAAAGAGAUUUUCUAUUCAAUUCCCGGAGAACAUUUUAGAGCCGUAUUUCAGUGUCUCGUAAUGCUGUUCCUUAACGUGCAGAUCAGAAUAGGUGUCAUAACCGUGUAGAGCAUUUGUUGUACAGGUGACAAUCCGGGACUCCUUCAAUCACUUGUCAUUGACAGAUUCUAUUUAAGAAUUAAUAUAUGAGGUCAUUCGUUUCA
This is a messenger RNA of Meleagris gallopavo (turkey), 4352 nucleotides long. The record is from RefSeq and is a predicted model, not a curated record. NCBI's taxonomy places the organism in Eukaryota, Metazoa, Chordata, Aves, Galliformes, Phasianidae.